Acanthamoeba castellanii str. Neff is the source of this 210-nucleotide messenger RNA. RefSeq lists its product as uncharacterized. The transcript is spliced from 3 exons. The record is from RefSeq and is a predicted model, not a curated record. Bases 1 to 210 code for a protein of 69 amino acids. NCBI's taxonomy places the organism in Eukaryota, Discosea, Longamoebia, Acanthamoebidae.
AUGGAGAGUCUCCGCAAGGUACCCUACCCGACCACGCCUCCGUGUAAUCGUGUGGAACGCGACCAAGCACUACGACCAGCGCACCUGCACGUGCCAGCAUUUCGUCGCCAGCGCGCUCCGUACCCUUGGCUUGAGCAAGCCAGUUCAAGGCGAGAUCGGUGUGUUUUUGCAGAAACUGAAGCGAGGCGAAGCGACGCUCCCUCGAUUUAG